Messenger RNA from Pelodiscus sinensis (Chinese soft-shelled turtle), 3243 nucleotides. The record is from RefSeq and is a predicted model, not a curated record. NCBI's taxonomy places the organism in Eukaryota, Metazoa, Chordata, Testudines, Trionychidae.
GCCCGGCUGGCCGUCCUCACCCCGCCGCGCCCCCGGCCCGGCGGCGGCUUCACCGUGCUCAGCGAUGGCGCCCUGCGCUACGACGGGCAGCACCACUGCCGCCUCACCGGCCCCUUGCAGAGGAAUGUAGAGCUCACCAGCCAUCGUGAUUAUAAAGUCUACAGAGAAACUAUACUAAGCAGGCCACUAGUCUUCUUCACAAAUGUCAAAACAAAAAAAUAUUCUUCAAAAGUUUCAGAAAAAACAUACGCAUUUCUUGUGAACACACGACAUCCUAAGAUAAGAAGACAGCUAGAGCAUGGCAUGAACACAAUAAUAUCCUCAGUGGUUGGAGAGAGUUAUAAACUGCGGUUUGAUUUCCAGAAAGUUGUCAAGAGUUUUUUCCCUCCGGGAAGCGAUUUAGUUAACGGAGAAGACUUGAGCUUUUCCUAUGAGUUCAGAUCAGAUGCCCUGUUUGAUUUCUCCUAUUGGUUCGGGAUUAGCAAAAAAACUGUUGCAGUGACUGGGAAAGUUAUGAACUUUUCCAGUACCAUUCCAGAAAAGAAGGAAUUAUUCACCAAGUUUCUAGAAAAAAUGAGUGAACCGUACGUCUGUUCGAACAAUUUUUCAGACAGAAAAUGCAGUGUUAUCUCAAGAGAUUCAAUAGAUGUUUUUAACUGCAGUCUGGAACCACAACCAUCUUUAACAAAUCUUCUGCUGAUAGUAAGUUGAACCCUCCCAAAUUCAGUAAUGAGAAGGAAGACUAAAAAAAUUAGGAAACUGAUAUAAAAAUCAUCAGACUUUCAACUGAAAAUGCAAAUGCACAUCAGUGCAUUGCAGGAGAGAGAAUUUUGAGAAGGGAGGAAUGGGGAGCUCUUCCUUGUUAGGAUUCGACAAGAGGAUUCUAUUCUAUUCUUUAUUCUUCUGUCUCCCAACAUCCUCCUCUGUUUCUUUUGAAAUGAGCAUUUCUAUGGGAAGGAGAGAUGUAAUUGGUUAUCGUGUAGCUCCUCACUUCAUAACACCAUGUCUGUUUGCUUACCACUGUAACACACCUAGUGUACAAGAACUCUUCUGUGAUUUGUUAUUUCACAUGCUUUUCCUAAACUGAGAUGGAUUUGGAGAAGAAGGUCUCAAAUUGUUGGCUAGGAAACUGUCACUACAGUGUUCCAAUAAAGAUGCAAGUUACACCCAGUUAUCUCUGGCUAUGGACUCAUGUUUAACAAUGUUUUUAAACACUUUUUUGCUGCAAUUAUUUCUGAAGUGUCAUACAACACUGUUAGACCAAACAUUGUUAAGCCAGUCUUCAUUAAAAAUGUUCAUACAAAAAUGGAUUUCUGUCCACACAAAUAAGCCUCGCAAAGUUAAACUAGUUUUGCUGCAAUCUGGUUUGAUCUAUGUUUAAAUGUAUUUUUUAAAAAUGUUUCUGAAGCCAGUGAAGAUGUGGACUCACACGAAAUCUAGAAACUGGGUAUAGUAUCUAUAAUUGUUUUCUCAUUCCUGGGAUUCUGAGGUCUAGAGAAGAUUUUUGGGAAAAAUGUGAUCUUGUAGUUAAGGCAGAGGACAAGGAAUCAGAAGAUCUAAAUUCUGUUUGAACUUCUGCCACAUGAUGGUUAACCUUUCUGUGCUUCUAUUUCUAAAUCUGUAAAAUCUAACUCUUGUAAAUGGUCAGGGUUUGAUCACUGAUGUUUUUAAAUGGGGGAUGCUAGAUGAGUUCAGGAUUGCUAAACUUGUACUUUUUUUUAAAGUGGUUUUUGAAUACUUCUAACAGCGUAGGAGAUAGUCUGAGACAACAAGUUAUGCCAUGAAGAAAGUACACUAUCAUCUUCUAGCACAGUAAACCAGUUGGGAUUUUACUAAACUUCAAUUCUGUUACUUAAAUUACAGUGUUUUGUUACUUAAAAUAUUUUCCACAUUUUGCAGUUGUUCUAGAGGUAAAAACCUUCAGUAUAAAAUCCAUCAGUAGUAAUGAUCUAUUUUCAAAUGAGGCUUUAACCCAAAAUAAGGCUGUACAUUCACUUUAGCUUUCAGUGUGAGAUCGUUUUAGCUCUAAUUUGUUAGUUUGAUGUCUCCAUUUAUCAUGAUUUUUACUGGUAAUAUUUAAAGUGUCAGAUGAGGUCAUGACUUUCAGAACUUUUAAAUUGGCCAACUGUAUAUAUCAUCUCUCCCACUGAAUGAGUGAUCGUGGAAGAACUUCUUGGGGAAACAGCUGCAUCCAGUACACACAGCUCCUGAGGUUAAAAUGAAUAACAUUCUUGAUGACUUGGUGGAAGACUAAAUGUUGCAAUUGAUAGUAGAUAGUUACAGAUAUUGGUGAGAGUCUGCAUUGCCACUGACACUGAGAGCACCAUGGUAAUUACUCUGAUACAUGAAGACUUUUAUGGUAGCUGAGAACUUGCCUCUGCCACAAAAUUCUUCUAUCUUUCCAGGAUACUUGGCCUUGGAGACUGUAUCUUACAUCUUGCAAAGUUUAGACUGAAUUAUUAUGAAAAAUGGAAUUUUGAACAUAUUUUUUAAAGUGUUUUCAAUUUUGCAGUUUGAUAUGAAAGACAGCUGGUCCUGGUUACUACUUUUUUAACUUCUUCCUAUAGAUAUGAUGUCUUAGUACAAUUGACUUUAGUAAUAAACCAUUUCCUUUAUAAUCAAUAUUGUAAUAAGGUUCUACUAUAUUUUAUUCAUGGCUUUUGUGUGAUUUGUAUUAAGCUUAUGUAUACUGUAGUCUUUUUCUCUGGUACUGUGUAUAUUUGGUCAAAUACCUUAAUCUUAUGUGGAGUGGAAUAAUACUCAUUGUUAGAACACAGCAUUAAACUUUCUGGAAUCAUCAUAUAAAGACACUAAUCAACAAAAGUUAAAUAUAUUUUACACUUAAACAUAGUAUUGCACUGAAUAGGACUACACAAAUAUUUUGUAAAGAUUGUUUUGCUUUUGUUCAGAAAUGGAAAUAAACACAUGUCUUUAAAAUAGGUUAAUAUGUAGGCAUGUGCCAAAACAUCUUUCUUCCCCUAUCUUCUUCUAGUCAAAAUACAAAUAUCAGAGAAUGCAAUUUAUAGGACUUUUAAAGUUAAUGGGAGUUUUGCCCAUUAUACAUAAUUGUAGGAUUAUACAUAAUUGUAAAAAAAUUUUGGUGUUUAAAUUCUCUGGAUUGUAUCUGGUUUCUAUCUGAGUAUUUACAUUGGGGAACAGUGUACCUUCCUGAUCAUAUAUAAAUAAUUCAGUAUGUUUUUUUCUCUUUUUAUGAGAUCAUUAAAGGGAAGACUCUUUUUAAAA